Zea mays is the source of this 948-nucleotide messenger RNA. RefSeq lists its product as uncharacterized. The transcript is spliced from 3 exons. The record is from RefSeq and is a predicted model, not a curated record. Lineage: Eukaryota; Viridiplantae; Streptophyta; Magnoliopsida; Poales; Poaceae. The coding region runs from base 1 to 948 and encodes 315 amino acids.
AUGGGUGUUUUCGACUCUGCAUAUUACACUGACCUACUAUUGAAUGGUGUUGAUGAAUCUCAAGAUCCAACACCUCCUACUGAUGCAAGAAGCCAACAUGGACAUGCAACGACAAAGAGUACUCGGGGUAGAAGCAAAAUUUUUAGAAAUGAGGAGGAUAUUCUUCUUGUGUCAGCAUGGCUGAAUGUGGCCAUGGAUCCUAUUCAAGGAGUUGAUCAAAGUCAUGGCACACUAUGGACAAUGAUACACGAGUAUUUCAUUGCAAACAAGACAUUUAAGUCUAAUCGUUCCGAAGGAUCGUUAAUGAACCGUUGGUCAGUUAUACAACAUGAUGUCAAAUUGUUUUGUGGUUGUCUGUCUAGGAUUGAGGCUCAGAACCAUAGUGGUUGGUCGGUUUAUGACAAGAUAGCAAAUGCAUGUGUUAUGUUCAAGGCCAAAGACCCAAAGAAGACGAAGUUUUCGUACUUGCAUUGCUGGAAGAUUUUGAAGGACAAACCCAAGUGGAUAGACAGGCGGAAGGAAAUCAUAAAUGCCAAGAAGAUAAGUUGUAAGGAAAAGAAGACGUUGGCUACUUCUUCGGCAAUAGUAGCGGCGCAAGACGCCCCUGUUGGUGGUCCUUGUGAUGGUGAACCAGCCACAAGACCUGACGAUAAGAAGAAGGAGAAACAGAAGCUCCGACAAUGUUCGACCAUCGAAGCAGUUGAUUAUCUAAUGGAAAAGAAGAAAGAAACUGAUCACGAGAAAGAAUUGAAGAAAGAAGAGAGGUUCAACAAAGCCUUUGCUCUGCAGGAAGAAAGAAUAAAAUUAGAGAAAGAAAAGUUUGAGUUCAAGAGACAGAUGGAAGAGGAGAGAAUUAUUGGGUUGGAUUUGAGCACCAUGAACUACAAACAACAGCAAUAUUAUGAACGACGUCAGAAUGAGAUCCUUGAUAGAUGCUUGAAUAAUUAG